UGUAGUAGUAGUACACUCCAUCCGCCACUAGAUAAAAAGUCAAGAGGGGAGCCUCUCUCCACCAUUGCUGAGCUCAAGAACUGGGCUUGCUUCAUUCCGGAAGCAGGAUCAUGAGCAGUUCGGACCACAGUCUGCUGCCCAGUCUCGAAGAAGUGGACGAGUGUGUGUUCCAGAUGGACUCCGAGCCACCAUCAGCACCACAAGCCAUCGCCAUGCAUCACCGAAGUCCAUACCACAUCUUGCAGAUGGACUCCGAGCCACCAUCAGCGCCACAAGCCAUCGCCAUGCAUCACCAAAGUCCAUACCACAUCUUGCAGGGUAUCGUUGAGCCUAGCACACAGGUGGAGAUUGAGCUACAUGAGAGGGCCAUGAAGCACGUGAGAGAGAUCGGGGAGGAGAGGACGAAGAGGAGCAGCUUGAAGAGGAGGCUGAUGAUGAGGCUCAGGAAAGACGGCUACCAUGCAUCCCUCUGCAGGUCUUCUUGGGUUGCCACCACUGAGCACCCGGGAGGCGAUUACGAGUACAUCGACGUCGUCGUGGCGGGCGAGCACGGCGCCGGCGCCGCCUCCAGCAGCUCCAGGCUCGUCGUGGACAUCGAUUUCAGGUCCCAGUUCCAGCUCGCCAGGCCGGCCGCAUGGUACGCGCAGCUCUGGGCCCGGCUGCCGGCGGUGUUCGUGGGCCCCCGCGCGAAGCUCCGGAAGGCGGUGUCCCUGCUCUGCGCGCAGGCGCAGCGGUCGCUGCGGGAGAGCGGCCUGCACGUCCCGCCGUGGCGGAGGUCUGGGUACAUGCAGGCCAAGUGGCUCCCCGGCGACGUGUCGACGCUGCACGGCGGGGCCCCGGAGGUGUGGUCGGUGGCGGUGUCGAUGGCGAGGGAGCCGCGCGGCGGGGCCCGGAGGCCAGGCGCGGGCGGCCUCUCGACGGCGCUGUCCGGCUCCGGCUCCGGCGGCCGGCGCUGAGAGGCAAGUCAACGGCUGCUAAGGCCAAGCUGAGGGCUCCAAAGUGGGCGUAGUGCUUUUUUUUUUUAAACGUCCGAAUCAGCCGCAGAAACUAGCUACAGCAUUUUGUACAUUGUUAGGUUAGCAGUGGUCGUAAGAACUGCUAGUAGCAGCAGCAUUUUGGGAUGAGCCACAGCCAUGUCAUGUGGUCUGUGUUUUUUUCGGUUGCGUUUUGCGAGUUGAUCAAGCCAGCCAUGCAGGCGGGCUUUGCUGCGGCGGGCCAGUUUCUGAGAGUAUGAGUGUUUGGUCCCAAAGUGUUAAAGUUUAAUAGAUCCUAUGACAUUUUUAUUUUA
Messenger RNA from Sorghum bicolor (sorghum), 1288 nucleotides. RefSeq lists its product as uncharacterized. The transcript is spliced from 4 exons. The record is from RefSeq and is a predicted model, not a curated record. The coding region runs from base 111 to 956 and encodes 281 amino acids. NCBI's taxonomy places the organism in Eukaryota, Viridiplantae, Streptophyta, Magnoliopsida, Poales, Poaceae.